Molecule: messenger RNA, 6391 nt
Organism: Mus musculus (house mouse)
Lineage: Eukaryota; Metazoa; Chordata; Mammalia; Rodentia; Muridae
Gene: Eef2k
Product: eukaryotic elongation factor-2 kinase
Exons: 19
Coding region: 390-2564 (724 amino acids)
Biological process (GO): cellular response to cAMP; cellular response to anoxia; negative regulation of apoptotic process
Cellular component (GO): dendritic spine; glutamatergic synapse; postsynaptic density
Molecular function (GO): protein serine/threonine kinase activity; ATP binding; elongation factor-2 kinase activity
Source: RefSeq, marked validated
AGUGUCGGCUAAGGGGAUUGCGGGAAACCUGCCCAGCUGCGCCCUGUGUGUGACUGAUCGCGUGCGUUUCGGAAGAGUGAGAUCUGACUUGGGAAUUCUCCUUGGGGGAGUAUUUCUGCGUCCUCCGCGAUGAGGCGCUCCCUGGCUUGGGACCACUGAACAGAUAUUACGGAGGAGAAAGCCGAGGUCCAGAGUGGACCCCAGAUCCUCAGAGGCCAGGGUCUACAGGUACAGACUACAAGGCUUCGGAGAAAGAAAAGGGUUGAGUCAGUCGCUGCAGUACGGUAACAUUUCACAGGCUGAAGAGUCAGAGGACCAUCCUUGCUGCACGUGCGCAGUAACUCUGGCUGCACAGCGGAGCCCCCGGAUAACACGGUCGCCCCCGCAACAUGGCAGACGAAGACCUCAUCUUCUGCCUGGAAGGUGUUGACGGUGGCAGGUGCUCCCGAGCUGGCCACAAUGCGGACUCUGACACAGACAGUGACGAUGAUGAGGGCUAUUUCAUCUGCCCCAUCACUGAUGACCACAUGUCCAAUCAGAAUGUCAGCUCCAAAGUCCAGAGCUACUAUAGCAACCUAACAAAAACAGAGUGCGGCUCCACAGGGUCACCAGCCAGCUCCUUCCACUUCAAGGAAGCCUGGAAGCAUGCGAUCGAGAAAGCCAAGCACAUGCCUGACCCCUGGGCUGAAUUCCAUCUCGAGGACAUCGCCACAGAACAUGCUACUCGGCACAGGUACAACGCUGUCACCGGGGAAUGGCUGAAAGACGAGGUUCUGAUCAAGAUGGCGUCUCAGCCCUUCGGCCGUGGAGCAAUGAGGGAGUGCUUCAGGACGAAGAAACUCUCCAACUUCUUGCACGCCCAGCAAUGGAAGGGGGCCUCCAACUACGUGGCCAAGCGCUACAUCGAGCCGGUGGACAGGAGCGUGUACUUUGAGGAUGUGCAGCUCCAGAUGGAGGCGAAGCUCUGGGGGGAGGAUUACAAUCGGCACAAGCCCCCCAAGCAGGUGGAUAUCAUGCAGAUGUGCAUCAUUGAGCUAAAGGACAGACCAGGCCAGCCCCUCUUCCACUUGGAGCACUACAUUGAGGGCAAGUACAUCAAGUACAAUUCCAACUCAGGCUUUGUCCGUGAUGACAACAUCCGACUAACCCCACAGGCCUUCAGCCAUUUCACAUUUGAGCGUUCUGGUCAUCAGCUGAUUGUAGUGGACAUCCAGGGUGUGGGUGACCUUUAUACCGACCCACAGAUCCACACUGAGAAAGGCACUGACUUUGGAGAUGGUAACCUUGGUGUCCGGGGAAUGGCUCUCUUCUUCUACUCUCAUGCCUGCAACCGGAUUUGUCAGAGCAUGGGCCUUACGCCCUUUGACCUCUCCCCACGGGAACAGGAUGCGGUGAAUCAGAGCACCAGGCUAUUGCAAUCAGCCAAGACCAUCUUGAGGGGGACAGAGGAGAAGUGUGGGAGUCCCCGCAUAAGGACACUCUCUAGCAGCCGGCCCCCUUUGCUCCUUCGCCUGUCAGAGAACUCCGGGGAUGAGAACAUGAGUGACGUGACCUUUGACUCUCUGCCUUCCUCCCCGUCUUCAGCUACACCACACAGCCAGAAACUGGACCACCUCCAUUGGCCAGUGUUUGGUGACCUCGAUAACAUGGGCCCUAGAGACCAUGACCGCAUGGACAAUCACCGGGACUCUGAGAAUAGUGGGGACAGUGGGUAUCCAAGCGAGAAGCGAAGUGACCUGGAUGAUCCUGAGCCCCGAGAACACGGCCACUCCAACGGCAACCGAAGGCAUGAAUCUGACGAGGAUAGCCUGGGCAGCUCUGGACGGGUCUGUGUGGAGACGUGGAACCUGCUCAAUCCCUCCCGCCUGCACCUGCCGAGGCCCUCGGCCGUGGCCCUAGAAGUGCAGAGGCUAAAUGCCCUGGACCUUGGAAGGAAAAUCGGGAAGUCUGUUUUGGGGAAGGUCCAUUUGGCCAUGGUGCGAUACCACGAGGGCGGGCGCUUCUGCGAGAAGGAUGAGGAGUGGGAUCGAGAGUCAGCCAUCUUCCAUCUGGAGCAUGCAGCUGACCUGGGAGAACUGGAGGCCAUCGUGGGCCUAGGCCUCAUGUACUCUCAGCUGCCCCACCACAUCCUGGCUGAUGUCUCUCUGAAGGAGACAGAGGAGAACAAGACAAAAGGCUUUGAUUACUUACUGAAGGCGGCAGAAGCUGGUGACAGGCAUUCCAUGAUUUUAGUGGCCCGAGCUUUUGACACUGGCCUGAACCUCAGCCCAGACAGGUGUCAAGACUGGUCGGAAGCCUUGCACUGGUACAACACAGCCCUGGAGACAACAGACUGCGAUGAAGGCGGGGAGUACGAUGGGAUACAGGACGAGCCCCAGUACGCACUGCUGGCCAGGGAGGCGGAGAUGCUGCUCACCGGGGGAUUUGGACUGGACAAGAACCCCCAAAGAUCAGGAGAUUUGUACACCCAGGCAGCUGAGGCAGCAAUGGAAGCCAUGAAGGGCCGGCUAGCCAACCAGUACUACGAGAAGGCGGAAGAGGCCUGGGCCCAGAUGGAGGAAUAACUGCCCCACAGAAUCACUGCCAAGGAGAAAGGCUGGGGAAGGGAGGAUGGGACUCAUUUCUAGGGAGGGGAGAAGCAGUUUUAUUAUGGUAUAAACUCACUUUUGUAUUCCGUUUUCUCACUCUUGAUAGCCUUUGCAGCUGGCCGAGACAUUAUAACUGCCCUUUUAGUGGUGGUACUUUGGGGGAAGUGGGGGGUUGAAGAUGCAGCCUAAUGAGUCUCUUUCCCGUCCUCCACCCCCCGGUUUUCCCUUUUUCAUCCUGAGAUGUAAGCAAGUAUCUUUCUGUCUGGAUGAUCAGACAGUAUCAGGGCUUCUCUCGCCAGCCUUUGCAGGCAGGACUCACAUCUCAGGGUCUCCAGGCCAUGUGCUGGGAAACCUUUCUAUUGGCUUUCCACAAUGGGUCUUUCUUUCAGUUUUGAGAGCGGUAUGUUGUUUUUUUGUUUGUUUCCUCCAGUGGAUGUGAGAUGGUUCAAUACCCAGGCUCCUUCAUGCUGGGGGAGAUAGUUGUAUAACUUUCACUUAAUGCCCUUCCACUGGACAUGUGAUUCCUGGCAUCCUUCUAAAUUUUUUUUUUUUAGACCUGCUAUGUAAUAUAGAUUUUUCAAAAACAGGUUUGGCCUUUAUACAUGCGUAUUUACUACCUCUGAGUCUUGCAUUGGGGGUGUGGAAGCAGCUGUACCUCAAAGCAUUCACAGUAAGACCAUGGCUUAGGAGCUGGGCAACUUUCCUCCAAACAGAAGUGCCCUCUGUACACCAUGGCCACAUCCACUACGUGACUGAAGCAUCCUUGUGCAGAAUUCCAUGGCCGUUUGGCCGUUUCUUAAUGUGAUGUUUCUUGGACUCCGCCCUCAGCCUGCUGUCCUUGUCAUUUUCUGCUUGAGACUAGGUUUUCCUUACUUAACACGAGGUCAUCUGCAGCAAGCGGCCUCCAGCUGCAGCCCCUUGGGAUUUGUCUAAGAUGUUUGAGAAUGAGGGGACAAGAGUCUAAACACUGACUGGGUUAGGACAUUUCCCCAGGGUCAGUCUGGGACUUUGAUGAGCUUCCUCUUUAAAAGGAGUUCAGAUUUCAUGGGAGUGCUAUUCCAGCCACAGGGAAAUGGCCCGCUUUGAUUUGACCACUGAUAUUAGAUCUACCGCCUCUAUCUUUGCUUAAAAAACAGAACAGCAGAGUGGGACAUGCAAGCCAUCCUCACCUGUUGGCUAAAACAGGCCUUUUAAGGAUUUCACUAUUGAGUUUGCCCAAUCAAAAACUUGUAGAAGCAGUAGAUUGUAAAGUCUAGGGUGUAUGUUCUUUGAGGGAAAAAUCAGAGUCAGUUUAACCUUGGGGGCUGGAGGCCAUGGUAUACAUCUGUAAUCCCAGCAUUCAGGUGGUAGAGGCAGAAGGAUCAAAGUUUGAGACCAGCCUAGGCUAUGUAAUGAGACCCUGCCCCCAAAAAACAAACAAGGAAAAGAGCCAGUUAGAUGGCUCAUGGAUGAAGCUCCUGCCGACCCUCACCUGACAAUCUGAGUUCUGUUCUUGGGACCCACGCGUGGAAGCAGGGAACAAACUCCUGCAAGUUGUCUUCUGAUCUUCACUUGUGUGCUGUGUCCCGAGAGAGCCCCCAUACACACACACACACACACACACACACACACACACACACACACACACACACAAACAACAGUAAGAGAAAUGAGAUAGCAAAAACUACCCUUGAAAAUUCCUUUCAUCUACCUGCAAGUUCCAAAAUCCCUGGAUUUGCAUUUGAAGCCAUAACUUCUGAUUCUCUCUGACAGAUUGGCCCUUGUCCGUUUUUUUGUUUUUGUUUUUGUUUUUUAAUUAGUACCAGAACAGUAGCUGGUUUGCGUUGUCCUGUGGGUGUUCUAACAUAGUGUAUAUGUUAAACAUAAGAAGCAGUUUAUUGUGACAUAAUCUCUCAGAGUAACUGUCAUAUAAGUUGUGGUGUGUGUGUGUGUGUGUGCUGGUCAGCAGACAACCUCAAUUUUGUUCCUCAGGAGCUGGCCACCUUUUUCCAUUGAGUCUCUCACUGGCCUAGAACUUGCCAAAUAGGCUCUGCUGGCUGACCAGUGAACUCCAGAGAUCUGUCUGUCUUAUCCUUUCUAAUUCUGGAAUUGUAAACUCGAAUCCUUCACUCAUUGAUUAGUCCUUGUCUGGAUCACUUAAAGCCUCAGGCCUGCAGUUCCCCCAACCACGUGGCCUUCAUGUGGAGAAGUGGUCUCUUUCUCCUCCAAGAGACUGGGAUAGCCUGGUGCACAGCUAAGCAAAUGCCUCUUUAAGGACCCUUGCGAAUGAAAAGAGAGCUUGGAGAGCCUGCUGGGUAAUAUUGCCACUUGGAGGCUGAAGCAGGAUUGUGAGUUUGGAGCCAGCCUGGGCUAUUUACUAAGACUGUGUCUCAAAAAGAAAAAGCCCUGGAAACUGGAGAGAUGCCUCAGUGGUUAAGAUCAUUGGCUGCUCUUCCAGAUGACCCAGGUUCAAUUCCCAGCACCCACAUGGCAGCUCACACCUGUCUGUAAUUCCAGUUUUAAGGAUCCGAUGCUCUCCCACAACCAUGCAGGCCAAACGCCGAUGGACAUAAAAAUAAAUCAUAAAAAAAAAAAAUAGUUCAAACCUGUAAUCUCAGCACAGCACUUGGGAGGCUAAAAUGGAAGGGUCACUGGGAGUUUUAUGCCAGAUUGGGCUACAUCAUGACUUCCACAUAAGCCUAAGUUACAGAGUGAGAUUCUGUCUUUAAAAUUAAUGGCUGUUUCUCCUUCCAAACUUAGUCUUAGACCUUCAAAAGCUGGUCAGGGCAUCUUCUCUUUCCAUAUAGGCUGGGCAUGACAAGAACAAGCCGACAGGAUUCAGCUCUGGCAGGGAGACGCCAGUGCCUGGCACUGAUGAUCAGUUCUGUCUUCCAGUGCUCAAAGCAGGUAACAGCCUCGAUUAACAGAGCUGAUAUGCGUGCUUUCAUCUCAGAGACAGAAACCAGGCUACAGUGGUGCUGUUCCUUGAGGCUGAGCUGGAGCUAGGGGCCAGAGAGCUGCUGUUUCCAGAGCACUCUAGGAAUAAAGACAUUUAACUGUACUGUGAUGGCGCAUUCCAUUUUGCAACAGGUAUCAGGGAAAUUUCAAUGAGACAGGAUUAGAGUAUGUGCUUAGCAUACAGCCAAGGUCCUGGGUCUGGGCCCCAGCACUGCAAGGAAAAUAUACAAGCUUUAUGAGUGUAAAAAAGAAACAUUCUCCAACUCACUACUUCAGAAGAAUCCUGCUCUCUGCACGCUGGGCCAGCCUUGGCUACUUAGUGAUUUCCCCAUCUGUCCUUGCUGACCGUCAUCCCAGCAUCUUUGUAUCAGUAAGUGUGGUUUGCAGAUUCACAAACGUUUGCACAGGUCUGUGCAGCUCGAGAUGGAAGUGAAUCGGGGGCGGGGGGAGGGUACAAAUUUACCCAUUCCCUGCUUGGAUUUGUGCCUCUUCCUUAACGUUUUGUCUCUGACCUCAAGGCAACUGGCUGAAGUGUGGCUGCAAUUGUGUGUGUAUCAGAUUUUAGCUUCUCUUCCCCAACAGUUUGGGUUUUUUUCUGAAAUAUCUCAAACUCACACAUUCCCCCUCCCUAUGAAAACAUACAAAUCAAGAAAUGAGUAUGUAUCUACAUGGAGGCUGAAGUGAGCCGCAGCGUGCAUGGAUCGAAGAGCGGAUGUGCUCACCUUCAACAUGAGCUCCAUCGCCCACAGUGUGGGCCCAACGUGGUCCCAUGCUGGCUUUUCACAGUAGAAAAACUUCUUAAUAUGAUAGCCAUUGGUUUUUAACAUCUGUAAUAAAUUCCAAUAAAGAAAGCCUUUCCGACCUGG